AUGGACAAAGUGGACGGCCCGAAGGAACCGGAAGAGUUCCCCUUUGUUGUUCCCAAUAGUCAAAUGGACCAACAGCAGCAGUACCUCCGAUAUAUGGAUGAGCGACAUGAGUAUCGAAAUCGCAAGAUCAAGACGUCGCAUGGACAAUACGUUAAAGUGAUGGUUCUUUUUGCGAUUUUGCAGAUCAUCGGCAUUGCAUUUUUCACCAAAGGGUUUCUAUUAUCCAGGCAGGUCUUGCAGAAUCGGGCGACAUGUCAGGAGCAACAGGAGAGCGAAACCUGCGAACGAUUUUCACCCUUCAAGAAAAGCGUCGUUCUUCUGAUCGACGCCCUACGGUUUGAUUUUGUGAUACCUGUGGAAGGAGAGAGUGCCGACCCAUACUAUCAUAACAACUUCCCAAUCCUGUACGAGCAAUUUGUGAAGCACCCGCGCAACUCGUUGCUGCUCAAAUUCAUUGCCGAUCCUCCGACAACCACUCUGCAGCGACUCAAAGGACUGACCACUGGCUCUUUGCCAACUUUUGUGGAUGCGGGGUCUAACUUUGAUGGAGACACUAUUGAAGAGGAUAACUGGGUGUCUCAGCUUCGUGACCACGGCAAAAAUGUCGCUUUCGUUGGCGACGACACCUGGACCGCUCUUUUCUCGCCCUUUCUGCAUUCUAAUAUGACAUAUCCAUACCCAUCUCUCAAUGUUUGGGAUCUUCACACCGUGGAUAACGGUGUGAUUGAACACCUCUUCCCAAUGAUGCACAACAGAAGCCACGAGUGGGACGUUCUUAUUGGCCAUUUCUUGGGAGUUGACCAUUGCGGACAUCGAUAUGGUCCCAGACAUUAUGCUAUGAAACAGAAAUUGAAUCAGAUGAACAAUCUGAUUGACCAAGUCAUCAGUUUGCUAGAUGAUGACACGCUUCUUGUUGUGUUCGGGGACCAUGGAAUGGACUAUACGGGAAAUCAUGGAGGCGAGUCCAAGGAUGAGCUGGAAGCAGCUUUGUUCAUGUACUCGAAGCGCAAAAACUUUGGUCGAUUGGCCGAGGAAUACUAUGAUGUCGCAGAAUUGGGAAACAACUAUAGAUCCGUUAAUCAAAUUGACCUCGUUCCCACAAUAUCGUUGCUGAUGGGUCUUCCUAUCCCAUACAACAAUCUAGGAUCGCCAAUAGAGGAGGCUUUUAUUGGGCCGGAUGGGAAGGACCAACACCAGCUAGCCAAGGUUAACUUUUUAACUUGUCAACAAAUACACAGAUACAGACAACAUUCUGAUCAGCUUUCCUCUGACACUUUCAUCAACUCGAAAUUUGAGGAGCUUUCAGAACACUGGACCCACUUACAACAAGGAAAGAAGGAGCAACUAGACCUUAUAAAAUUCAAUCAGCAAUGCUAUGACUAUCAAUCUCUCUCACUGGAGAAAUGUAAGUCAUUGUGGGCCACAUUUGACAAUAUUUCUAUUGCCAUUGGUAUUUUACUUGUCACCAUUUCUCUCCUACUCUUGAUCAUCUACGGGAAACUUGUUCCUUUGGUGGUAAUCACACAGCUGAAUUCGCAAUUUAUCGCAACUUCGGCGGCGAUGACUCUAGUUCACUCAUUGCUAGUCAUCUCCUUCACCACCAUAUUUAAGCCUGAAAACCUUAAUAUGCUGUGGUCCGUUUUACUGGGUAUCUCGCUCGGGAUCAUUAAUGGAAUUCUGGCGCCUAUCAUUGAUCGGUACUCAGUACCAUGGCUUUUGGCACAAGUGAGAGAAAACCUCAUACAGAACGGCUGGACAUAUUUAGCAUUAGCUGUGGUUUUGAUGCACUCGCUGAUCUUCACUUCAAACUCGUUUAUCAUUUGGGAAGACAAAAUUGUGGCAUUCUGGCUCACCUCGUUUGGAUUCUGUGCCUUUUUUAAAUCCUUCAAACAUAGAAAUUCCUACAAGCAGCUUCUUGGAGCAUACCAUUCGAUUGUGUUCAUCUUGCUCACCAGAAUCACUUCAAGUAUCAGGUUUUGUCGCGAAGAACAGGGUUCCAAGUGUUUAAGCAAUUUUGAAGUAACUUGGUGGUCUGUUGGUCUCAUUUACGUUUUUGCCCUACUGCUUCCAAAGAUGAUUGAGAAAUUCUUCGAUAUCACUCACUCUUUCCAUGGUGCCGCUCCGCUCUGGAUUUCGACCGGUCUGAAGAGUAUGAUGCUGUUGACCGGUCUGAUGUGGACUUUGGAGUAUAUCGAAAACAGCGACUAUUUCAACGCACAAUUUCAAAUUCCGUUUGAGGCAUUCAAGGCAACAAGGUUGACAAUUGCACGCAUUGUGAUGGGAAUUUCGCUGAUCGCCAGUAACUUUGGGUGGUUUUUGGGUCCUCUCUGCAUCAAAAUUGAUUUGAAGUCGGACACAGACAGCCAGCAAGUUUUAAAGACCGCAAAUAUCAUUGGAUACGGUAAUGUUUACGGCUCUGCCUACUUUUUGUUCGUGAUCAACGUUCUGUGUGCCGUGCUGCUAGUCAACAAACCGCUUGGAAUUGCUUCGCUUGCGCUACUGGUCAACCAGAUUUUGACGCUUUUGGAGCUGAUCGACAUCCUCAACAUCCGAACCAACCUCAUCUCCGUCGUCGUGAUGGGGCUGUUGGCAUACUUGCAUUUCUUCACCACAGGACACCAAGCAACGCUACAAGCUAUCCAUUGGGACACAGGUUUCAUUGUCACUGAGUCGAUCGUGUUCCCCUUCACGCAUCUCUGUAUUUUGAUGGACACCUUAGGACCAUUUAUAAUCGUCUGUCUAUGUAUUGCUCUGAUGUGCCUUUGGAAAAUUCCCCCAACGAGCAAGGCGAUUUCGCUGAUCUCAAAGAUCGUCGAGAAUUCUUCGACUUUGCUCAUUUAUCAGUCGUGUUUGACAUUAUCCACGCUUAUCAUGACCAACCAUUUCAGACGGCACUUGAUGGUGUGGAAAAUUUUUGCUCCACGCUUCAUGCUGAACGGUAUCAUACUAAUCACGAUGAACGUUAUCCUAUCACUAGUUACUGUGGGUUUUGCAACUGGCAGAGUCAUAAAACGAUGGAACCAGGUUUUUGGUACCUAA
Ogataea haglerorum is the source of this 3039-nucleotide messenger RNA. RefSeq lists its product as uncharacterized. The coding region runs from base 1 to 3039 and encodes 1012 amino acids. Gene Ontology annotation, cellular component: endoplasmic reticulum membrane. Gene Ontology annotation, biological process: GPI anchor biosynthetic process. The record is from RefSeq and is a predicted model, not a curated record. The transcript has a single exon. Lineage: Eukaryota; Fungi; Ascomycota; Pichiomycetes; Pichiales; Pichiaceae. Gene Ontology annotation, molecular function: mannose-ethanolamine phosphotransferase activity.